This is a messenger RNA of Cervus elaphus (red deer), 4169 nucleotides long. RefSeq names its product brain enriched guanylate kinase associated (gene BEGAIN). The transcript is spliced from 5 exons. Bases 1412 to 3403 code for a protein of 663 amino acids. Lineage: Eukaryota; Metazoa; Chordata; Mammalia; Artiodactyla; Cervidae. Gene Ontology annotation, cellular component: synapse. The record is from RefSeq and is a predicted model, not a curated record.
AACAUAGGCAACUCUUUAUUUUUACUUAUUUUGAAAAAAUGUAGACCUGGGCAGGGGUCCAGGAAUGCUUAAGGGAGGUUUGCUGGGUGUGUGCCUGUGGUCACACGUGUGGUUUGUGUGAUCAGGCUGGAGGCUGACGAUCACUCUGCCCCAGACGCUAGAGGAAGCCUCCUGCCUGCCUGCAGCAAACCCACCAGAAGUUACCACCCAGGGGCCUUGGCUCCAGAUGGUCCCCUGAGGGGGGCUGUGCUUCUUCCAGCAAAUGAUGGGCAUUUGGGCUCCUCCUCCCACCCGGGCACCUCUCUGGAGCCAGGACUGUGUGUCAGGGCAAGAGGGGGACAGAUGAGUGCAUUGCGGGGGGGUGGGCUGCUGGCAGGGACUGGCAGCUGGGUCUAUGUGACGCAGGGCCCCUGCCCACCCCGUGACGCCAUGGAGCUCUGGGCUUCGUUGUGACUGUAGCGCAGGGGCUGACGGGGCACAGUUCAGGGGGUGACUGAGCAAAGCGCACAGCCAGGGCACCGAACGGCAGCUUGAAUCUUAGCCUCACUCGUGGCUAACAGCCAGCAGAACUCCCCUGGUGCCCCUACCCACCGCGCAGCUGUCCCUUCCCUACAGAAACGAGCCCUCCCGGCUGCUGAAGGUGAGUCCGCCCCCCGCGGCCCCCUCUGCGCGCUCAGCCAGCCCAGGGAAGGGUGCCUCCGAGGGUCAGCACGUGGUCAGCCGUGGUUAGGUGCUUUCUGGGGGCUGGGUGGCAGCCGACAGGAGGGUGUGGCCAGUAACACCUGCCCCUCCUGCCUCAUGCCCCAGAGUAGCUCAUGUGAAUGGGUGGCAUGUGGCUCAGCGGGGAGCCGCCCCCUGUCUGUUUUUCCCUGAGCAAGGGGACUCAGUGGCCAGGGUCCCAGAGGAGCCCUCAGUCUGGGGGGGAAAGUAGAGCCUAAGAGCCAAGCUUGCCUCUGGAAGGCUUCCUGGAGGAAGGGAGACAUGAGCAGGCCUGGGGUUUUCUGAGUUUCUGACGCUCCGUGCAGCUAGCUGGCCACUAUGGUGGAUGCUGCCUGGGCACGGGCCCUCACACGGGGCCCCUCCUCUCCCUGGCCCAGAGGCCACGCAGCCCGCUUGAGGAAGAGAGGCCUGCUCUGGGAUGUAGCACCACGGCCUCUGGGCCUCACCGGCCGGGCCCCUGCUAUAGAGAAGCAAAACGGGGGCCCUGUAAACGGUGCCGGCUGGAGCUGGGCUCCCAGACAAGGCAGGGUGCUGCUGCUGGGCGAUCUUUAAACCAGGGUCCUUUCAGCUGCCCCCAAACACUUGCCCCAGUGCCAGACUGGCUCAGUGUCAGGGACCGUGAUCCCCCAGGGAGGGGCUGGGGAGGUGUGCGCGCUUGUGGGGUGGGUGUGUGUGUGUGUGCCUGUGGGGUAUGGUGUGUGUGGGGGCGCGUGGGGAGUGUGUGUGCCUGUGGGGUGUGGUGUGUGUGUGCCCGCGCGCGUGCAGUGUUUGUGUGCGGUGCGUGUGCGCGUGCACUGGUGCGGCCGGGCGCACCCGGGGCGCACCCACGCGCGCCUCGAGCUCACUGCCCGCGGCCUGGCCCGCCGCCGCCGCCUGUCGUUGCAGCUCACUGCAGGAGCAGAAGGGCGAGCUGCGCAAGCGGCUGUCCUACACCACGCACCGGCUGGAGAAGCUGGAGAACGAGUUCGACUCCACCCGCCACUUCUUGGAGAUCGAACUGCGCCGUGCGCAGGAGGAGCUGGAGAAAGUCACCGAGAAGCUGCGCAGGAUUCAGAGUAACUACAUGGCGCUGCAGAGGAUCAACCAGGAGCUGGAGGACAAGCUAUUCCGCAUGGGCCAGCACUAUGAGGAAGAGAAACGAGCUCUCAGCCAUGAGAUUGUCGCCCUCAACAGCCACCUGCUGGAGGCCAAGGUGACCAUUGACAAGCUGUCGGAGGACAAUGAGCUCUAUCGGAAGGACUGCAGUCUCGCGGCACAGCUACUGCAAUGCAGCCAGACCUACGGCAGGGGCCACAAGAUGGCUGAGCUGCCCGCGGAGUUCCAGGAGCGCAUGAACCUGCAUGCGGAGAAGCCAGGCUGCAGCCUGCCCGCCCCGCUCUGCCACCCGGCCUACGCCGACAGCGUGCCCCCCUGCGUGCUCGCCAAGGUGCUGGAGAAGCCGGACCCCGGCAGCCUGUCCUCCCACCUGUCGGAAGCCUCGGCCCAAGACCUGGGCUUCCCCGAGGGGCUGGAGAAGCCAGGGCCCCGGCCCCCCUACAAGGGGGACAUCUACUGCAGCGACACGGCCCUCUACUGCCCUGAGGAGCGGCGCCGAGACCGGCGGCCCAGUGUGGAGGGGCCCGGGUCCGACGUGGGCUUCCUGCAGGCCCAGAAUUCCACCGACAGCACGGCCGAGGAGGAGGAAGAGGAGGAGGAAGCUUCCGAGGCCGGCGCGGCAGCCUACCCUGCGAGCUACCGCCACGAGGCCUUCGGCGGCUACGCGGCCUCGCUGCCCACGUCCAGCUCCUACUCCAGCUUCAGCGCCACGUCCGAGGAGAAGGAGCACGCCCAGGCCAGCACGCUGACCGCCUCGCAGCAGGCCAUCUACCUGAAUAGCCGCGACGAGCUCUUUGGCCGCAAGCCGCCCGUGGCCUACGGGAGCAGCCCGCGCUACGCGGCUGCCGCGGCUGCGGUGGCCGCCCCACUGGAGGCCGCGGUGGCUCCGGGGUUCCCCAGGACUGUAUCGCCGUUCCCCGCCGAGCCCUUCCGCUUCCCGCUCUCCCCGGGCCCCCAGCCUGCCCUGAUGCCCCCCAACCUGUGGAACCUGCGGGCCAAGCCCGGGUCCGCCCGGCUGGUCGCAGGGGCUGGGCGCGGCCAAUGGCGCCCGCUGAGCGUGGACGACAUCGGCGCCUACCCCUUUCCGGCCGCGGCCGCGGCCCCUGCCCCCAGCCUCGCCUCGCCCAGCGGCUUCAAUGACCGCUACUUUGGGGCCCGAGGUGGCCCCGGCGAGAACGCCGAGGGCCGCGCCAGUCCCCUCUAUGCCAGCUACAAGGCCGAUAGCUUCUCGGAGGGCGAUGACCUCUCCCAGGGCCACCUGGUCGAGCCCCGCUACCUCCGGGCGGCCGGUGACCUGAGCCUUAGCCCUGGCCGCUCGGCCGACCCCCUGCCCAGCUACGCAGCCAGUGAGGGGGACCGUGAGCGGCUCGGGGUGCAGCUCCUCGGGGCAAGCGGCAGCCCUGAGCCCGAGCUCAGCCUCCGCAGCUCCAGGGACUCCCUGGAGCCCAGCUCCAUGGAGGCCUCCCCGGAGAUGCACCCCGGUGCCCGCCUCAGCCCCCAGCCUGCCUUCCCUCGGGCGGGCAGCUCGGGGCUCAGCCGCAAGGACAGCCUCACGAAAGCCCAGCUCUACGGAACCCUGCUCAACUGAGCGCCCCGUGUGAGGGCCCCGCCAUGGCCGGUCCCACACACUGGGUCCCCAGGGGUGCUGCCUCGACUCCCCGCCAACCCCACCCUCUCGGCCCUGCACACCAGGACCCCUCUCCACCUAACCCAGUCAAGCCCGAGAGGGGGACCCCAACCCGAGCGUCUUGUCCACCCUGCACCACCACUGUGCAACGUUUUCUGACUCAGCAGUAGCCUUCCCGACUGAAAUGAGUAUCCUCCCCCCUUGCCCCCCUGCCCCCAGCUUUACCAAGUGCAACUAUUCUUAUAGAGCAAAGUGUCUUAAUACACUCGGCCUCCAGCUCCCUGGACGGCAGCCCCGGGCGUUUUCAGCGCAAACGCUCCUGGAUGUUUUCGGGUGAGGGCAGGUGGGGCCUGCCCCUGGGAAGGGAAGGGAAGGGUGGAGACACCCCAUAAGCCAGUGAUGACUGGUCCGGAAGCUGUGUCGACAGAGACGGGGACUGGAACGGGUGAUGGGAUGUGAAACGCUUCUAGCUGUUCUUUCCGUGUGGCCGCCGACCCCUCCCCCAGCUCUACUGUGGUCCGUAGUCCCGUGUGUCCCGAGUGGGGCCGGUGCUCGUACCCCCACCCCCAGCGUCCCGCUCCCCGGCACCACCUCGCGCUACCUCACACGUAAUGAGGCCCUCUGACCCCGGUUUCCGUGACUUGCUUCCGUGUUGUUGUCUGUGAUGCAUGCCCUGUCUCGGUACUGUAUUUUGCGAUCAUUAAAUAAAGACAUGGGUGGAAAAGAA